GUCAAUCGGGGUCGUACUGGAAAUUAUAGAGGUUGGGAGUCUACUUACUAGUUAGGGAUUCCCUACCCUGACGCACCCCUAGUCUACUAGUUAGGGUUUCUCUGCUUCUUAUCUCUUCUUCACAGACACAACGUCCCUCCGCCUGUCCUCUAGCUGCUCUUCGUCGUCCUCGUCCUCCAAAGAGCAUUUCUCAGUCAUGGCGGAACAGACGGAGAAGGCUUUUUUGAAGCAGCCGAAGGUGUUUUUGAGCUCGAAGAAGUCCGGGAAAGGUAAAAGGCCUGGCAAAGGCGGAAACCGUUACUGGAAAAGCAUUGGUUUGGGGUUUAAGACGCCCAGGGAGGCAAUCGAAGGGACCUAUAUUGAUAAGAAAUGCCCCUUCACUGGCAGUGUCUCCAUCAGGGGCCGUAUUCUUGCAGGUACCUGCCACAGUGCUAAGAUGGUGAGAACAAUUAUUGUUCGUCGUGAUUACCUUCAUUAUGUUAAGAAGUACCAGCGAUAUGAGAAGAGGCACUCUAAUAUACCUGCCCAUAUUUCACCAUGUUUCCGUGUGAAGGAGGGGGACCACGUGAUUGUUGGCCAGUGCAGACCAUUAUCCAAGACGGUAAGGUUCAAUGUAUUGAAGGUUAAUCCAGCUGGAUCAUCUGGUGGGGUGAAGAAGGCAUUCACCGGAAUUUCCUCCUUACUUUGGCUAUAUUUUCGCAUUUUCGUGGACUUUGACAAAGGUAGGUUGGAUUUGUACAUAGCGCUAAAAAAUGAUAACUUUUCUGUUUUGGCUUUUUGUUUCGGCUUUUCAUUACAUUUUUUUGAGAAUUUAAAUUAUAUACAAGUCAGCGGAGUUGCAGGGUUGGGUGGGAGUGGGAUUGCAAAAAAGGAGAAAAGAGACGUGGGGUGGAUUCGGUUGCAGAUGGGAUGAAAUUGAGAAAAGGGAGCCAGCAGAAGGAAAAGAUGAAGAAGACGAAGAGAUGAGGAAAGAGAAUAAAAAGCAAUGGAAUGGUUCUAGACUUCUAGUGCUUAUUAUGUGUUUUUUGUAUUUUGUACAAAUCUCCCAAAUCAUAUAUGCAUACUAUAUUUCAUCAAUGGUAUGGAUUUAAUCUAUCUAAUUUAACAAUCAA
Messenger RNA from Macadamia integrifolia, 1112 nucleotides. RefSeq names its product 40S ribosomal protein S11. Gene Ontology annotation, cellular component: ribosome; cytosolic small ribosomal subunit. The coding region runs from base 197 to 913 and encodes 238 amino acids. The record is from RefSeq and is a predicted model, not a curated record. Gene Ontology annotation, molecular function: structural constituent of ribosome. Gene Ontology annotation, biological process: translation. Lineage: Eukaryota; Viridiplantae; Streptophyta; Magnoliopsida; Proteales; Proteaceae. The transcript has 7 exons.